CUCAAAUGGAGAAAAUAGUCGAGGGAUACAUAUAACCUUAAACUUUCGAGUUGAAACUGCAACACACUGGGCAAAUUCUUAUGUUAUUCCUUUGCAUCUCAAAUCGUCGAAACUUCAAAAUGGAAAUUGGAAGAAAUUUAUCAGAUUGCCCAACCCAUCAUCAACACAAGAAAUUUAAAACUACCCACCAGAUUCAGACCUCCGGUGAUGGAGAAAUCCCCAAACUUCCUGAAGAAAUCAUAGUAGAAAUCCUCACAAGGCUCCCCGUCAAAUCCCUCUUGAAAUUCAGGUGCGUUUCUAAAUCGUGGCUCUGGGUAAUUUCUAGCCCACAAUUCAUCAAAACCCACCUCAGAUUUUGGGCAAAAGACGCGACUUUUUCUAAGUAUAGAAUCAUGUUAACGAUUUCCGACCCAGGUUUUAACCUCAAGCACUGUUCAGUCCGUUCUUUGAUAUGUGAACCUUCGACUGAGGCAUUUAACAUUGAUUAUCCUAGGAAACACCCAUACAGGGCUGUUUGGGUAGUGGGUUCUUGUAAUGGGUUAAUCUGCAUUGCCAUAAAUGAAAAAGAUUUGUUCUUGUGGAAUCCAUCGACAAGAAUAUCGACCAAAUUACCACCUGUCGAAGUCAAAAUGAUCCCAGGCUUUUACAAUAUAUUUGGUUUUGGUUAUAAUGAGUCCAGCGAUGAUUACAAGGUUUUGGGUAUCUUCUGCGCGUUCGGAAAUGUGGGAGUUUACGAGUCAGUUGUGAAGUUGUACAGUUUGAAGACUAAUUCAUGGAAGAGGAUUGAGGAUUUCAAGGGCGGUGAACCAUUAGAUGAUUCUGGGAAGUUUGCUGGUGGGAAGCUUCAUUUUUCCACAAUUCGAGGGAUCGGCUUGGAUUUUAGAUGGGAUAUUGUUUCUCUUGAUUUAGAAACUGAAUCGUAUGGAAUUGUAGAGCAACCAAAUUAUGGAGAGGGUCCGUCGGAUUCCAGUUUGGGUGUUGUGGGAGGAUGCAUUUGCAUUCUAUGCAAUUAUGAAAAAGUUCGCGUGGAUUUGUGGGUGUUAAAGGAAUAUGGUAUCAAGGAGUCCUGGACUAAAGUUGCUAGCAUCCCUUACCUUAACGAUCCUGGCAAGUUUCUGCACUCAAAACCGUUGUUUAUGCUACCAAAUGGUGAAAUUUUGUUGGUCUUUGGGAUGCAUUUAGUAGUUUACAAUCCAAAAGAUAAUUGCUUGAGGCAUCCUGAGACAAGUAAUUUCGGUGCAUUUCUAGAAGCAGACGUCUAUAUUGAAAGCUUAAUUUCGCCUGCUGCAAGUGAAGUUUAAGGAGAUGCCAGUGACGCAGAAAAGCUUAGAAUAUCUUCCUGUGGCAAGCCUCAAUUUGCAACGUUCUAGGCAAGUUAUAAUAUUGGAGUCUGCCAACUACACUUGGUUACCCUCCUUUUGAGUCAUCUGAUACUUGCACUUGGCCAAGGUUUGUUAUUUUUCUAACUGUUGGAGGAUUUUUCAGAUUAUAUGAAUGUGUAUGUAUAGGUCUGAACGAAAGGCGAUGUGUAAAAGAAUUCAGAGUUUUGAGCAUUGCUAUUUUCCAAGAUCUGA
Molecule: messenger RNA, 1574 nt
Organism: Sesamum indicum (sesame)
Lineage: Eukaryota; Viridiplantae; Streptophyta; Magnoliopsida; Lamiales; Pedaliaceae
Product: F-box/kelch-repeat protein At3g23880
Molecular function (GO): protein binding
Source: RefSeq, a predicted model, not a curated record